GUCAAACUACGAUGCGAUUGCUAGGAUCCGCAGCACUGCUGCUAGUGCUGUCAGCGGUUGCCGUCAUCGGUGCUGACGAGUGGGGUUGGCUUCCGCUCGAGGAUGGACUGCAGGGCGAGGAGAAGGUGCGCGAGAAGCGGCAGGACAUCGGAGUACUGCCCGCUUCCCAGCAAAACGUCACCGAGGUUAGCGACGAGGACAUCCUGAAGUUCAUCCUCGACAGCGGUCGGCAAGGGCGCAGCCUCGAAGGGUUCGACGAGGUGUACAGCGAUCCGUCGGUGCAGGACGCUCUCCAGAAUGCGGACGAUGCGCAGGCACGUAACAUCAUCAAGGACAAGCUGUGUUCGCUCGGGUUGAUGCAGUGUGACGGUCAAGGCGAAUCGAUCGAAGGCAAACGACCGUACUAUCCGAUCUACGCCCAGCAGCAACCGCCACGACCGAGACCCCCGGUACGAGGGCCACCGCUACCGCCCCAACAGUACGCCCAGCGUCCUCCGCAGCCACCACAGCAGCAAGCUUACCCACCCAAGCCACAGCACCAGGGACCGUACGGACCGCCGAAACCGAUGCCCGUACCGAACCACGCGCAGCACAAGAUCGGCUAUGCCGGACCCCAGCAGCGUCCACCGUACAGUGGACCGCCGAACUCGUUCGCUGGCCCCAGUUACGCGUCCGCCUACCCAUCGAAACCACUCGGACCGAUCUACGAGGGCGAUACACCACCGUUCGAGUUCGAACCGAUCGGAGCUGGCGAGAAGAUCUACGAGAGUCCCCUCUCGAAGCCGGGACUUGUGCUCAACGAAGGACCGCUGGUAAAACCGGUAGAGCAGCACAUUCACCAUCACUACCACCACAUUGACGGUGCGGCCGAUUCGAAGACGGUCGUGGUGAACAAUCCUGGCCCGGUGGGCGCUUCGGUACUGAGCGGUUCGGCCGUCGUUGGCGGAUCCAGCUCGUCUAGCUUCAACAGCGGCCUCUACUCGGCUGGCGGCGUUUACGGUGGCGCUCAGGGACUUUCGGGCGGUGGAUUUUCACCUCUCGCUGGGUCAGACUUUGAUUACAAAGAGCUGAAGGGCGUUAACAACAACAAUGGCUUCGGGCAGUCGGGAGUGUAUGCCGCCCAGUCGAAGCCUGUGUUUGAGGGUUCGUCAUCUUCGUUCGGGCAGGGAGGCCAGAGCAGUCUGUACAACCAGGGACCGGCACAGUUUGGCAGCAAUUCGCUGUACAGUGGCGAAAGCUCCAGUGCGUACCAGGGUGGCAAUGGAGCGGGCUUCCAUUCCUCCAAUCCGGCGCUGUAUAAGAAGGAGCUGAACGUUAAGGGUCCGGCCGCCUCGAACGGUUUGGGCACGUACUCCGGCAACAACUACAGCAAGUACAGUCAAUACACCAAUGGACAGUAUGCCGCGAACGGAGGACAGUUUGGCUCUAGCGGAGGACAGUUCGGAGCAAAUGGAGGCCAGCAGUUCGGUGCAAAUGGAGGCCAGCAGUUCGGUGCCAAUGGAGGCCAGUUCGGUGCUAACGGUGGACAGUACAGUCAAUUCGCCAACGGAAACGGUAUUGAGGAUUGCGUCUGUGUGCCGUACGAUCAGUGCCCGGCGCAGGAUGUGAUCGGCCGCAAGGACGAUCUGAUCCUCCCGCUUGAUCCGCGUAAUCUCAAGACAGACAUUGAAGCGGCAGCUGAUGAGGUGGUAAUUACCGAUGGUAACGGUACGAUGACGGUGGUGCGCGUACCGAAGAAUGCCACAGCGGAACCGGAAACGAAGACGAAGAAGAUCAGCAAGCGCGAGGCAGCGGAGGGCAAAUCGAACGAGGCAAAGGAUAAGGCCAGCAUUGAACCGCGUUUGUUGGGUGGUGGUAACGGUGGAGACAAGAAGGUAGUGCCCACGUUUGGAGUAUCGUUCGGUUUGCCGUACCCGACCGGCGGCUACCCGCUCAACCCGUACGGUCCUCACCCCGCCCCGAACCCUUACUUUGGAUCGCUCAGUGCCAAUGGCUUAAAUCUGGGGCUGAUCAACGUCAACCCGCUCCUGUCGCUGCAGGUGACAAAGGACGAGUACGGCGACAAGGUGCUGAAACCGUUGGUCAACCUGCACGUCACACCGACCGAAAACAUUGUGCACAAGAUUGGCGGGCUGCUGGCGGCCAAAAAGCAAAACAUUUACCACGUGUUCAAUCAGCACGAACACUACCACUCCCACCACGGAGGGUAUCCGAGGCCGCCGCCAAUCUACCAUCCCCAUCACGUGCACGGACCGCCUCCACCGUACGUUGACGGGCCGAUCCUUUCCCGGCCACCGCCGUUCGGUCCCGGUGGCCAUCCGGAGCUGAUCUACACCAAGCCGCCCGGUCCGAUUUACACCGGAGGUCUGGGAGGGUUUAAUCGACCGCCUCCACCUCCACCGUUUGUUGGAGGUCAGCCACCGUUUGGGGGACCCGUUGGGCCCCACUUUGGACCACAGGUUGGGCCGGCGGGCGGCUUUGGCCCAGCUGGUUUUGGUGGUGGUCCCAGGCCUCCGUAUUUCCGUGACGCUUCCUCGGUGGUGAAGAACGGCGAGGACACUGAGUACUACGACAAUGUUGAGUUGGGUCGUAGCACGAACGUAACGUUUGCUGGUGAAAGCACGAACGCUUACCGGCCUGCCGGUAACUUCAAGUACCAGUCGGUAUAUCCGCAAAAUGCACCGAACAACAUCAAUGCAAACAGAGCUCAGUACGGUCGGCAGUACCAGAACUAUAGGCACGAGAUCAGCGAGCUACCUACAGACCGAUCUAACGCUGUAAGACUUCCAUCCUCCAUUCCGACCCAGAGUGUGCCCACGCCGGCACCGGGCCACGCGCAGGGUAGCCCCACGAUCAGCUUCCCAAGCAGCCGACGCAGACGCCGGGCCACGGACGUCAGUGUGCCGGAGUCGCUGGAAGAAGGUCAAGAAACGGUAAAGCAAAUUGAAGAACCGGUUGCGGUUGAACCCUCCUCCGUACAGGAAAAAUCUUUCUCCACCGAAAAGAGACAAGCGUACUACGGACCUCGCCCUGGUCAGCAACAGCAGCAGUGCAGCGGUCGUCAGGUUUGCUGCCGUAAGCCCGUGUAUCGCAAUCCAGCGAGCCAGAAUCUGGGCAAGUGUGGUGUACGAAACGCGCAAGGCAUUAACGGACGCAUCAAGAACCCGGUGUACGUGGACGGUGAUAGCGAGUUCGGCGAAUACCCAUGGCAGGUGGCGAUUCUGAAGAAGGAUCCCAAGGAAUCGGUGUACGUGUGCGGUGGUACCUUGAUCGACAAUCUGUACAUCAUAACGGCGGCUCACUGUGUGAAAACCUACAAUGGAUUUGAUCUUCGUGUACGCCUCGGCGAAUGGGACGUAAACCACGACGUUGAAUUCUACCCGUACAUUGAGCGCGAUAUCAUCUCGGUGCAGGUACACCCGGAAUAUUACGCCGGCACGCUUGACAACGAUUUGGCCAUUCUGAAGAUGGACCGUCCGGUGGAUCUUACCAGUGCGCCCCACAUCGCGCCCGCCUGUCUGCCCGACAAGCAUACCGAUUUCUCCGGCCAACGUUGCUGGACCACCGGCUGGGGUAAGGACGCGUUCGGUGACUAUGGCAAGUAUCAGAACAUCCUGAAGGAGGUGGACGUGCCGAUUGUGAAUCACUACCAGUGCCAGAACCAGCUGCGCCAGACGCGCCUCGGCUACACGUACAACCUGAACCAGGGCUUCAUCUGUGCCGGCGGCGAGGAGGGCAAGGACGCGUGCAAGGGCGAUGGUGGUGGUCCGCUGGUUUGCGAACGGAACGGCGUCUGGCAGGUGGUUGGUGUCGUGUCGUGGGGCAUUGGCUGCGGCCAAGCGAAUGUGCCCGGCGUGUACGUUAAGGUCGCCCACUACCUGGACUGGAUCAAUCAGGUUCGUGGUCGGUUCUAGGCGUGUAUGAGACUCGGCCCACCCCAGAUAUGCCACACUAUAUUUAUUGACCCACGCAGCGUAGUUUUGUAGAGCUUAGGGUACUAUGAGCGAGACGGAUGGCGCAACGAUAUAAUAUGUAUUAACAGUCUACUUCUUCGGCUGGGGCAAGGUGCAAAUGCGCAGACCAGCCGGAGUUACAGUGUACGAUGCUAUGUGCAGGCAUUCGAGUGUGAGGAACGAGUUUGUUUUUCGCGAGAUUUAUUGUGUAUACCUAGCCGUAACGAAAAUCGAGAUUCUCGUGCAUGAAAUGAAUAAAUUAUUCUAUUUAUUCUGUCUUUUGUAAA
This is a messenger RNA of Anopheles coluzzii, 4240 nucleotides long. RefSeq lists its product as uncharacterized. The coding region runs from base 12 to 3914 and encodes 1300 amino acids. The record is from RefSeq and is a predicted model, not a curated record. Gene Ontology annotation, biological process: proteolysis. Gene Ontology annotation, molecular function: serine-type endopeptidase activity. The transcript has 4 exons. Lineage: Eukaryota; Metazoa; Arthropoda; Insecta; Diptera; Culicidae.